GUGCCGACUAAACUAAGGUUUAAUAUUCCCAUCACCAUUUUCUCGACGAAAAGCCAACCACACCGAAACAAAGCGACAUGGGAUCUCCAAUCAAGCCGAUCAAGGUCUGGGGGAAAACAGGCCCCAACCCACCAAAGGUUUCCAUCGUGCUAGAAGAGCUAGGCGUUCCGUACGAAACUGUACCGAUCCAGCUAGCCGACGUCAAGAAACCCGAGUUCACCUCUAUCAACCCUAAUGGUCGGGUCCCAGCCAUCUACGACCCCAACACCGACAUUACCCUCUGGGAAUCAGGUGCCAUCGUGGAGUAUCUGAUCGAGAAAUAUGACACCAAGCGCCAGCUCAGCUUCGCGCAGGGAACGCCCGAGUACUACCAUGCCAAACAAUGGCUCUACUUCCAGUCCACGGGGCAGGGCCCUUACUUCGGCCAGGCCGCCUGGUUCAUCAGGUACCACCCGGAGCAACUACCCAGCGCCGUAGAGCGUUAUGCAAAGGAAGUCAACCGCGUCUCGGGCGUUUUGGAUGGAUACCUGGCCCAACAGAAAGAGGAGUUCGGCGCUGGCGGUGAAGGGCCGUGGCUCGUGGGCAACAAAUUGUCUUACGCCGAUCUGGCAUUCGUCCCAUGGCAGCGAGCCAUUGGCACUAUACUCGCGAAGGAUCAAUACGACGAAGACAGCUUCCCGCAUCUGAAGGAGUGGCUCGGCAAGCUGAAGUCUCGGCAGUCGGUCAAGAAGGUGUUCGACGAGGCAUAGAGGAUUUUGUGAAGGAGCAAGGGCAGGGAGCAUGGGCAGGGAGUGUUGCUUUAUUAACGCAGUCCUUUUUCUUUGGUUUGGAAUUGUAGGCUAGUUUCAAACAACCCGCCGUGAUUCACCAGAACAAAUCUUAUCAUUGGGAACUCUCUACCAAUCCACUGUUCAAUCGAUG
Phialemonium atrogriseum is the source of this 921-nucleotide messenger RNA. Its product is annotated as glutathione S-transferase. The record is from RefSeq and is a predicted model, not a curated record. Lineage: Eukaryota; Fungi; Ascomycota; Sordariomycetes; Cephalothecales; Cephalothecaceae. The transcript has a single exon. Bases 78 to 749 code for a protein of 223 amino acids.